UCCCGUCACGUCACACCGCGCGCCAACACCGCUACGUUACAAAUUCAAAUCCUUCGCGUUCGAAAAUUAAAAAAUAAAGACAGAUUUCUAAACUGCCAGUGACAAUGCAAGUGCUCACUCCUUUCUUGUUCGCUUGGCUGCUGAGCGGAGCUAAGGCCGUGAUCAGAACUCCGCUAGAAGCCUUCAGGCCUUCGGGAGAACUUCACGUGAAGAGACCAGACAAACUGCCGCUGCUGCCUCACAGGAAGACGUCGGCCCCUCCCAAAGGAGGCUUAAAAGUCCUCUAUCAGACUGGGGUAUCAGAAGAGGAUCUGCCGAUGUGCCGCGCGCGGCAGGUGUGCAGCAAGGUGGACCUGUACGACAGCUCGCAGCCCUGGAUCGAGAGGAAGUGCCGCUGCCUCGGACACCGCCCGUGUUCUAGCAAUCUAUCGCCGGACGACAAUCACACGUUAGCAGACAAAACCACUCUUUACAAGACCUGCGAGCCAGUGCGACGGCUGCCUAAAUGCCGGUACUUCAAGGACGCAGCUUGGACCCUUUACUCCUUACCAGACAGUAACGCCACGCAGCAGAUCGUCAACUGUCAUUGCCCAAAGAUGUCCGUCACGUAUUUACUCAAGAAGCUCCCGUACACGACACCUAGCGGAGAACAGGGGAACCAGUACCAGUUCGCGUGCUCGCCGCUCAGUAGGCUGCGGUGCUCACGAAAGGAGCCAUGCAAGCUGUUCAGCGUGAGGAGACGUCACGAGCAGAUCGACGAGGUGAAUGCGAGUACUGUCUGCCAGUGUCCCCGCGACCACACGUGUCCCCGACACCACACGGAGCCAGGAGUGCUGGCUGGAGUCACCUACGCCGCCGAGGACAUCCGCACCUACCACGGCUACUGCAUGCCCGAACCGCCCCCAGACGUCUAUAGGUUCGUUGGCGACAAAGACUGAAUAGCUCCCGCUCCAAUGAGGUUCGAUAUUCAAAAACGCUGGCCACUCAUAAAAGUGACAGUCUUUAAAAACUUGUAGAAUUUUAUUUUGUAAAUGGAAUAGCUUUGGAAUUUAAAAAACUGAUUGGUGUUAAACAAAUCGUAUGCGUGUUGAAUGUGUAAAAUAUUAUAAUUGGGAUAUUUAAAUUAGGUUAGUAGAUAAUGUGUAUUGAUUUGUUUAACACCAGUACUUAAUGAAACUAAUUUUACUGACAUGUACUAGUCUGUAAGAUUAGUUUUGUUUUAAUAUUUUAUUUAAUAUGUCUCGAUUUAUGUCGUAUGAAGUCGUAUUCAAUGCAAAUGUCUAUAGUAACAGUAACAAAUUUAGUUUUACUUUUAAGUCGAUGCUAAAAAUCUAGCUUUGCUUACUACCUGUUUAGUACAAAGACACGAAACAAAAAUAAAACAGAACUGAUACAGUGCGUUACUGUAGUGUUUUGUAUUGCUUUGACUGAAAAAUAAUAAGGAAAUUAAUUUUAUUCUUUUACUCGUCUUAAAAUAUAACGUACAACAAAAGUAGUGAUAUCCAUGAGUGUAAAUACAUAAUAAAUAUGGAUUUAGAUUUCGCACUGUUUCUGUUAUUAUGUAAAUAAUUAAAUUAAAUUAAUUAUUGUUAGCGUUAAGGACUCAUUCCAAACGGUUUAGUUUUUUAAUUAUAUUUUUUCAUAUUUUAAUAUUUUUACUUGCCAUACUCAUGUAGGUAGCGCUGUCUUCCAUUGCAGUCAUAGAAGGCGUUUAUUAUUGUUUUAAAUAUUGUUUAAACAUUGACGAGUUACUGAACUCAACAGUAUUUUUAAUGGUAAAAUCUCUGUAAAUCAUGAAAGGGAAAAGUGGAGUUAUUUUGAUACUUUAGCUAGUGUUUUUUUGUAGUAUCAUUCCUGAAAUAUGGUGUUUUUGAUCGCUUUAAGAGAAUUUAUCGAACAACAAUGCUAGUUUUUUUAAAACAUUAUAGUUAAGUUUACAUUGAAAUCCCUAACAGAGGAACCUGUUUUCUGUAAUCUUUGUAAAUAUUUAAGCAUGUUGAUGUUUGUGAAAGCUUCGAUUCGGUAAGACUUCCUUAUUUGUUUUAGGUUUAUAAGCUGAAUAUAAGUUAAAUUAUUGAAAAUAAAAUUGAUAAAUGUUUCGAUAAUACUGUGUUUCUUUUUGGC
Messenger RNA from Plutella xylostella (diamondback moth), 2124 nucleotides. RefSeq names its product protein argos (gene aos). Lineage: Eukaryota; Metazoa; Arthropoda; Insecta; Lepidoptera; Plutellidae. The record is from RefSeq and is a predicted model, not a curated record.